UUUCUUUCAGCUCCACGAAUGAUUCAAAAUGUUUCGGUGAAAGCGAAUGCAACGCAUGCCGAGAUUCGUUGGGAUGCAGAAGAUGAUGGAGCAAUGCUAAAGAUUGAUUUCAAAUUGGUUAGGCGAACAGAUGGUGUUGAAGUUUGGUCCGAUGUUAACGCAAAAUCAGGCGUAGUCAUUGGUGAACUACUACCAGCAACACCCUACACAUUAUUCAUAUCAGUAUUUGAUGGCCAAAAUGAACCGUUCAAAAUCACUGAACAUUUCACAACAUCUGAAAGCGCGCCUGAGCCACCGACACUGGGCGAAAUUCGCGUCCUGAAUCUCCAAGGCGGUUUAUAUUGUGAAGUGGAAUGGAUGCCACCAAAAACACCGAAUGGCCGCAUCAUCAAAUACUAUGUACGAGUACGUGGACAAAUUCGGCAUGUUUCACCGGGUGGCGUUUUGUCGAACGAUGAUUUCCCGGUGGAAGAGAAGAAUCAGUGUGCUAACUAUAACAACGAUGAGAAUAGUUUUACAAGUGCUGACGCAAUCGCUGAUUUUUAUUCUUGUCGUUUUGGACCACUGAAACCGAAUCGAAAUUAUACAGCAUUGCUAUGGGCUGAAAAUGGCGCUGGCCGAAGUGAUAGUGUAACUUAUUCGGAGCAAUGUAUCACGGAUUUUGCGCAGCCAGAUUCAGUCGAUCCUCCUGCCUCGUUACCCCAGAAUGGAACAACAUUUGGCUUAACGUUCAACAAUGAACCCGAUGAAACUAAUGGGCCUAUUGCGUGCUAUUACAUUGCAAUCGUUCCACUCUCACCGGAUGUUGUGAUCGAAAGUUUACCGGCACCAGAUUCGCUUAUUGUAGAUACAUUCCUGAAAACAAUGAACAAUAAUUUGCACAACGAGCAGCAGCAGCAACACAAACAGCCUUCGGUAUUUUCAACAACAGUGUUUCAGGGUACGAAACAGAAGCAUCGUUUCUUUGCGUAUGUUGCCGAAAGCUAUAUGCAGUAUCCACGUAGAACACUAAUUGGUGAUGGUAACACAACAGGUGGUGUCGAGCCAUGCAACGUUUUAUAUUUAAGCCGUCAUCGUCCGGAAGAUCCGGCACUGAAAGCGGGCCUAAAAUACACGGGUUUCUUGAUUGCACGUGUCGACCGCGACCACGCAACACGUGAUGAUUUAUUCCGCCAGAGUGAUCUGUUUUUCAUAAAAAGAAAACGAAGGCGACUACAUCAAAGCAUGGAAAAACGAUUUUUGGAGCGUAGCCGUUGGUUUAGCUACCGUGAAGAUGCAGAAUUUCCCGGCCGAUUGCGUUCAUCACGGCAGCUGAUUGCCAGUGGCCCUGCAUAUGGUUUUAGUGGAUAUUUCAAGCCAGUAAUCCUGGAAGCCUUUGAUGGACGUUUUGCACAGUCCUGGAUGACUGUUCUGUUCAGUGUGCUUUCUCUGGUCCUCUUCAUCAUGCUUGUUUCCUCAUUUGUCACUUAUGUGCUACACAGGCGUGGAAUGAUCAAGCAAUUAUGCCCGAUAAGUAAGGAUCGUACAUUGCUGAAGCCGCAUUUUCAUGCGACACCAGUAGAGGAUCUUCCCAACGAAUUCAUCAUCCGGCAUCGUGACAGCAAUUUCUUGUUCAUCUCCGAGUUUGAGGCUUUGCCGAACUAUCGAACGAUGGAAUCAAGCGCGUCGGAACGACGCGAAAAUGCUCAUAAAAACCGCUACAAUGACAUCAAAGCAUUCGAUGCGACUCGUGUAAAAUUGCCGAUUAUUGGAAAUGAUCCAUCAACUGAUUAUAUCAAUGCUAAUUUUGUGAAGGGUUAUAAAGGUCGAAAAACAUUCAUCGCUUCACAGGGUCCCGUUGAUGCAAGCACUGAUGACUUUUGGCGCAUGAUUUGGGAGCACAAAGUACGAGUGAUUGUAAUGGUUGCGAAUCUUUAUGAAAGAAGCAGGUGUCAGUGCUCAAAGUACUGGCCUGAUGAUGCACCAAAAAUUUACGACAAAUUGGAAGUACGUCCGGUGGAGUCGAUUUACUACUCGGAUUAUGCGAUACGCAGUUUCGAAGUAUGCCGAGUGCAACCAACUGUAGCGAACGGUGCAACAUCUGGAACACUUGCAACUGUUACAUACGAUGUCCCGAAUACUGCUGCAACCGAUCCUUCGGCUGUUAUUGUAAAUACAAGGGUUUCAAAAGUUUUUUUUUCCCCUUUCAGGGCACCAUCAGCACGAAAUUCGAUCGAUUCGAUCCUUAAUGAAAUGCCUUCGAACUCGAAAAGAAAUUCACGUUCAAGCAGUAGCAUGCAAUUGAACGAUGCUCAUGCCGAAACCGAAUUCGGCAGGAAAACGCCAGAAGUGCGUAAAGUUGUACAGUAUCAUUACACCUCAUGGAACGAUCUGCAAGCGCCGGAAUGCACAACUGGUUUGCUGCGCUUUUUAUCAAAGCUACGCAAACUAGACGACUACAACAACGGUCCCGUUGUCGUUCACUGCAGUGCUGGUGUUGGUCGGACAGGUACGUUUAUUGCAAUUGAUAGCCUGCUGGAUCAGUGCAUCGAGGAGGGCAAAGCGGAUGUAUUUGGAUUUGUCUCUGAAAUGAGAAAACAGCGAAAUAUCAUGGUGCAAAAUUAUACGGAUGUUGAAGUGAGCCAAUUCCAUGAGCACUAUCGCAACCUCUGUGAGCCACAGCAGCAGCAGCAACCGCAUUCAGGGCGCCAGCAACACGUAUCUGCAAGUCUUGCAACAACACUGGCCGCUGCUGUAAAACGUUCCACGCCAAAGCUACAACGAGCAAAUGGCGAAACUGCGUCCACAGAGAAAGUACCUACAGCCAUGGAAGCUGAAUACAAGCGCUUGGAACGUUCAUUGGAGCCGCCGCGAACAUGUGAUUUUGCACAUAAACCGGAAAAUGUGGUGAAGAAUCGUUUUGAUAAUGCUGUGCCGUUUGAUCACUGCCGAAUUGUGCUCUCAACUGUUGUUGGAAGUGUUAGCGACACCACCUAUAUCAAUGCUUCGCUUGUCAAGGGUUACUUCUACCCUUAUAUCUUAGCGCAAGAUCCUUUGGAUGAAGCGACAUGCUACGAUUUCUGGCGUAUGAUUGCUGGUCAAAAUUCGAAAGCAGUCUAUUGGCCCGAUGAAUUGGGACGUACAAAAACAUUUGGUCGUGAUGGUGAUAUGUCGGUAAAACUAAUCGGCGAAGAGCUCUUUCCAACAUUCACCAUGAGAAAAUUCACUUACAAAUUCACUAACGAGAAAACUUAUCGUGAGGUGGUACAAUAUGGGUAUUUGUGGUGGCCAGCAGAAAAAGUUGUCCCAGAAUCCAGUGAAUCACUAAUCGACUUAAUAAGUCGAGUACUAUCGUUACAGAGUGACCACCAGAAUGCUGGGCCGAUUAUCUUGCAUUCCAGGGAUGGAUCGUUCAAAACGGGUGUAUAUUGCUGUGUUUCUUUGUUACUGGAAAGGCUGAAAGCCGAGAAUCGUGUUGAUGUAUUUCAAACAGUACGAAGUUUGCAACAAAGGCGACCACUUAUGUUUACAAAAUUCGUAUGUUUUUCCCUUUCGUAUUCCACAUUCUUCUCUAAUUUCUUGUAA
Messenger RNA from Gongylonema pulchrum, 3564 nucleotides. NCBI's taxonomy places the organism in Eukaryota, Metazoa, Nematoda, Chromadorea, Rhabditida, Gongylonematidae. The record is from the annotation of a GenBank genome assembly.